This is a messenger RNA of Moneuplotes crassus, 1820 nucleotides long. NCBI's taxonomy places the organism in Eukaryota, Ciliophora, Spirotrichea, Euplotida, Euplotidae. The record is from the annotation of a GenBank genome assembly.
AUUUUAGCGAAUGAUGACUGCCAAAUCGAUGUCCGAAAGAGAUGCCUACCAGCUCCAAGAGCAUUGGGAAUUCUUAGUGAAAGAUGAGAAGCAGUAUCCUCCAAUCAGUGACGAAAUACGUAACGACCCUGAUGUCUCUAAAAUGAGAAAAUAUCUGAUCGAGUUUAUCCUGCAAGUGGGAGACCGACUAAAACAACGUGCUCUAACAAUGCAGAUAGCCGUUAAUUAUCUGGAUAGACUCUUCAUGAUGGGAAAACUAGAUCUUGUCAAAUAAGGAUAAACAUUUAUGGGCCGUAACAGCUUUAUUGCUAGCGUCAAAAUAUGAUGAACUUGAUCAAAAUAUUCCUUACAUCAAAGAAUUUGGCAAGGUUUCCUCCAAAGCUAAGUAUACUUACUCAGAAGUCAUAAAAUGAGAGACGGAAUUCUUGAAUCUCCUUAAAUGGGAUCUAAUCUCAAUAUGUCCAAGUUACUUCCUAAGUGUCAUUCUACAUCUCUGAAAUUCAGAGAGCUCAAACACAACUGUGAAGUCACAGAAGGUAUCUCCUCCCUUAUCAUUUGAAAAGAUGAAACAGUUGAACAAAUUCUCAGAGUUUUUUAUGGACAUCGCGUUUCAGUCACUGGAACUUCAAAAGUAUCAAUUCUCAGUGCAGGCAGUCUCCGCAGUCACUUCUGCAAGGAAAGUUCUUGGCCUAAAACCUCUAUGGAGCAAAGACAUCGAAAAUUUCACUAAAAUCAAGCUAAUUGACUGAAAAGAGUGCUUUGAGAAGCUCUUCUCAAAAUAUGAAAAACAUUUUCCUAAGAAGAAACUCAAGCAUCAGAAGAAAGAGAAAGAAAACUUAAAUUUUCUUGAAACAAAAUCAAAAGCCAAGAAGAGGAUAAUUACUGGUUCUAAUAACCUCAGAAAUCUGGAAAAAGUGGAUAAGCUUCAUUCAUUAUCACGGAUUGUGGUAUCUAAGCACAAGACGAAGAACUUGAAGAAGAACUCUUCCCAGCCAGCGAUAGGCAAAUUCUGACAGAGGAAAGCUAGUUAUAUUGCAUACAUGAAGGGUUCUAAAAUUCAAGUUAAUUUGAAUAAUGAUAAGAAAAUUACAAAGAAUGGAAGACUUUCUGGUAGGAGUAGUGUCUCAAGCGCUACUCAUUUUGCAAAAUAAGAGGACCUCUGCUGACUGAAAUAUCCGCUCAAGAGGUAAAAUUAUAGGAAGCGCUAUCACAACCCCUUCAAAUGCUGUUGUUAAUAAAAUUUCAAGGAAUGCAAGAACGAGGAAACUCUUGAGAAAUUCAAGCUCGCGUGAGAUUUCUUCAAAUCAGAAUAAGAUAACCAGACUUAAAAUGGAUUCAACAAAGGGAGGAUACAGUGCUAUGGAAUAUACUUAUAGAACCACGAAGGCUAAAUUCUCCAGGAAUAGGUCUGUUUCUGCUAAACUGAAACAAUUCAGCAAUACUAUAAAAGCUAGCUCAACUCUUAGGAAUCAGCCUAAGAGGAAGGUUAUCUCAAAGAAACCACAGAACAACCCUUGAAGUAUUCUUAACAGCAAGGAUUUGAAUCUAAUCCAUGUUACAAUGGAUGCUUCUGAUCUUAAUGACUGCAACUUUACAAUGACUGAUGAGUCUGAGAGUUGCUCUAAUUUACUAUCCCACCGACCUAGGAAGCUUAAGCUAAUCAGUAAUAUCUAAAUUUAUGAACAGACAAAAAUCCUUUGAAUAAGGUUUAGGGAAGCAGAAAUGAUGAAAUCCUCUUCUAAGAUGAACCAGGCUGAGAAAUACUUGUUUAAAAAUCAUCAAAAAUAGCAAAUUAUUAUAAACCUUCUUAUUAAAAGAUA